AUGAUCAUCUUUGCUAGUAGGCCUCAUAACGAGGCAGCUCAGUAUUUGGCAUAUGGACAGAAGAAUCUGAUAGCCGCAAAGUAUGGACCAUACUGGCGCAACAUGCGCAAACUGUGCACUCAGCACCUUUUGAGUAACCAAAAGAUCAAUUCAUUUCAAUCCAUGAGAAGGGAACAAGUUGAGCUUAUGAUCAAAUCACUUAAAAAUGAUGAUCGCGUUGUUGUUGAUCUUAGUGCAAAGAUUUCAUCUUUGAGUGCUGACUUGACUUGCUUGAUGGUAUUUGGAAAGAAGUACAUGGAUGAAGAUUUGGAUAAGAGGGGAUUCAAAGCUGUUGUUAAAAAUGUGGAGCAUUUAGCAGCAACACCAAAUCUUGGUGAUUUUUUCCCCUUCCUUGGUGUAAUUGAUCUUCAGGGACUCACUCGCAAGCUCAAAGAUCUUUCAAAGGUGUUGGAUGAGUUUCUUGAGAAGAUUAUCGAUGAACAUGUCCAGUUUCGUGACCAGAAGCAAUCCAAAGACUUUGUUGACACCAU
Messenger RNA from Solanum lycopersicum (tomato), 530 nucleotides. The record is from RefSeq and is a predicted model, not a curated record. Lineage: Eukaryota; Viridiplantae; Streptophyta; Magnoliopsida; Solanales; Solanaceae.